AUGAACAAUAUGCAGCCAAAUAGCCAUGGCGGCCCCCAAAAUGGGCUGUUUGCCCAUCAAGGGACUACGAACCCCAAUCCUUCCAUCUCGCGCCCGUUCACGCUACAGGAGUCGCUUCCUUAUUCACCACAGACCUCGACUAUCCCAUUCAUUUCCGAUAUAAUCCCCGACCCGACUCUGGGUUCAGGAUCUGUCUCGUUGCCCCUAUCCGACUUGUUCCAAACCCAAGAGUUCAACACCCUGAACAGAGAGAUCGCUGGGCAGCCCCAUAUGCCGCGAAACGUCAAGCAAGUCGUCGACCAUGUUCUGCAGGACAUCAAGCCAGGCCAGAGAACUCGAUACAAGUUUUGCGCCGUCUCGAGAACGUCCUCAGCUCCACCAACCGGCAAGGGUCUGAUCGAUGACCUGUCGCCGAUUUCGAAGACGAUCGUUGAGAAAGUAGGCAUAGGAUCCUAUUACAAAGCGUCAAAGUCGACCGUACCCGAAUCGAAGCAACCGAACGGACAUCCGAAAGGCCAUCCGACCCCCAAACUGCCUCAUACCUCACUUAACGCGCCGACUACUCCUCAAUCCUCGCACCCGGCUCAAAACUCUCAGGCCCAUAGGUCCAACUCCGUUAGGAUCGAGGUUGCCAUACCGUCUAAGAGACAGUUCGAUCCAUCCGCGUACGUUGAUGUCAGCAACGUCACUCAGCAAGAGGUUCCCGCUCCUGUUCAGUCGCAACAUCUGCAUCAAGCGCAACAGUACCCGCAGCAGAUGCAAACGCAACCACAGCUGUCGGCCAAACCACUUCAGCCAACCCCUGAAGCUGGUCAGAACCCAGCAUUCCGUAUCGAACUUCCCGCCGCGAAUAUCAACCGUGAUGAGUAUAUCGAAGUGGAGGACCGACCGGACGAUCCACAUCAUCUAUCGGUGCGGAAAGGAAACCAACAAGAGUACUCCGACAGCCAAGAUUUGAUUGGCGAGAGUCUUGACCAGCGUCAACGGAGCGAGGCGGCAUUGGACACGCUCGACAAGCUUGUCCGUUCAGUCUUCACCUCUGUGCAUAGAGUGCUUUCGAUGGAACCCGGCUAUGAUCAUAUCGUCUCGGUGUCUCAAGAUCAAGAGGUCGCUAUGACCGCCUCUACGCAACAGAAGAUGCAUGGUGCGAUUCAAAAGACCAUCUCUCUGAGGUGCUUUGACCGCGUUCCGGUCGAGCAUUUGAUGCAGAUUAUGAAGCUGAGUGAAGCGAGCUUGAAGCAGGUCGAAGACUGGGAAAUGCGAGUUGACGAUGGUUGGUCCGAGGAAGAGGUCAACACCUGGGUGCAACAACUUGCAGACGUGGAGACGAUGUUGAAGUCGGCUCGAACAUGCCUUCGCAUCCUCUCGGGGGGCAGAGACGACAAGCAACUCUACUCGGAGACCGUCAUUCAACGAAGUGUCGACAUUUUCAGAAAGGUCACAGAAGACAUUGUGAUGCUGUUGGUGGAGCUCCGUCCAUCUGGCUCUGCUGCAACUGCCUUCAAGGCCUUUUCCAAGAACAAGAAACCCAUUGCGACCAUCUUCUUGGGUUGCCAGAAGCUCUUCGCCUUGCUGGCAGAGCUCGUCACAAAGAUUGAGCUUUCAGACACCGUCAUCAAUUCGCUCGAGUUCACUGCAUCACGACUUAUCUUUAUGGACAACGCCUAUUUCGAAAAGGAUUCCGUUGUUGGUGUUCAGAAAUUCGACGGACUACGCUCCGUGGCGAUGGACAUGCUCUGCCAAAUCUUUCUGAUCAAGCCCCAGCAGCGCCAAGGCAUCAUUGACGAGAUUCUUACUUCUCUUGAGAAGUUGCCGGUCGGCAAGCAGAGUGCUCGGCAGUUCAAGCUUUCUGAUGGAGGCAGUAUUCAGCCAGUCUCGGCUCUGAUCAUGAGAUUGGUUCAAGCCAGCUCGGGGCGAGUAAACAACAGCAACGAGCACAAUCGCAACAAGUUGAUGCGAAACAUCAAUGGCGAGGAAGAAGAAGAUGACGACGACGAGAAUCUUCCUCCUGAAAGCAAACGUUUCGUAUCCUCGAUUAAAAGUGAGGAGCAAGGCGCGAGACAGCAUGCGGUCUCUAUUAAAGAUCUCGAGACUUCGGUUGCUCCGCUCCUGGACACUGCGCAGCGCAACGCAAGCUACGUGAUCAACUUUAUGGUUUCGCGUGCCAUCAGCUCCACCAAGUCGGGCGAUUCCCCCUAUCGAAACUUGCUUGAUCUCUUUGUCGAGGACUUCACCACCUGCCUCGACCUGCCUGAUUGGCCGUCAGCUGAGCUUCUUCUUCGUCUUUUGGUAUUCAUGAUGGUGCAGCAAUUUGAAGGCCCAAAAACGGCAGCCCCAGCAAAGAAUAUGGCUUUGGAGUUGUUGGGUGGCUGCAGUGCCGCAAUCUCUCGACUUCGAUCUCACGUCAAGAGAUUGGUAAGCUCUUCCGAAGGCAAUGACGCGGAUGACCUAUCUCGCUAUCUUGCCGAUCUUGCGACUCAAGCCAGGGAGCAGAGGACCCGGGUGGAGCAAAUUGUCGCUUGGGCCGGUCCCUACCGAGCAACCCUCGAAUCCCUUCAGGGCCGGUGUCACGAUGAUCCUCACCUGCUGAGUGCCAUCUCGUUUCUGGUUACAGGUUGGGCAUCCCAGGUUCACAACGGUUACGACUCAUACCAAGAGAGCGACGAUGAGCGAGAUGAGGAACUCGGGCGCCUGGGGUACAGACUGAGAAUGAUGAUCGAGGAUCGUCGCUGGCUUGUCAACGAGUACACCUUCAAGUCGGUCUCAGCGAACCAGGCCAAGCUCGCCUACUCGAUCAUUUUGCUACGAUCGCCAUUCUGCGAGGCCUAUGACAAGAUCCUCAACAUUCUACUCCGUUCGAUGGGAACCGAUCAAGCCACAGUGCGGAGCAAGAGUUUGAAGAGUGUCAACCAGGUGCUUGAGACAGAUCCGUCCAUCCUGGACGUCAAUUCAAACGUUCUCAACAAGAUUUUGGAGUGUGCUGGCGACACGUCAACACAAGUUCGAGACUCUGCCCUCGGCUUGCUUGGCAACUGCAUGACCAUGCGGCCUGCCCUUGAAGACGCUUUGACAGAGGUAGUUGUCAACCGCUUUCAAGACUCCGGCGUCGGUGUGAGGAAGCGCGCCAUGAAGCUUGCCCGUGACAUCUAUCUUCGCAAUCACAGCAGGGCUCUACGAAGCUUGAUUGCAAACGGCUUGCUCCGCCGAGUGCACGAUCCUGAUGAAAGCGUGUGCGAUCUUGCCCGUCAAGUUAUCGAAGAGGUUUGGUUUGCCCCCUUUUAUCGAGACGAUGGGACCGCUGUCUACCAGACCUCGCUCACCGAGCACGUGUCCCUCGUGAUACAGACAGUCAACUCGGGAAUGCUGUCUGAGACACUCGACAAGGUCUUUAGGUCCAUUCUCAGACCAAAGGACAAAUCUCUACAGGGACCAUUCUCUGUCUGCUCCAAACUCGUGGCCAACAUGUUUGGGCUCAUUGACAACCUGGACUCGGACGAUUCCACCGUCCCCUCCGGACGUGAUGCGUUGAACGUGCUUACGAUUUUUGCUAAUGCGGACCCCAAGCUCUUCAACUUUGAACAAAUCCGCCUCUUGAAGCCACAUCUGGCAAGCUUCGCCAAGCCCGAGGAGUUGACUGCUUUCCGAAGUGUGACAGUUAUCUAUCGGCGAGUGCUUCCCACACUCUCGACUGUCCAUUCCGACUUUCUGCUGGAAGUUCGCAAGUUGCUGCUGGGUGCGGUCGGCAAACUCAACUUGCGGGCACCCCUGGAUGAUUUGAUCGCCUGCACCUUGGUCGUCUGCGAGUUGCUAAACGUGUUUGAGCCCCUGGCAAAUGCCAUGGCAUCUAGUCUUGCGGGACUGCAGCGUCUGCGCAGCAUGGGCAAGUUGGAUGAAAAAACCAGCCUAUAUCUCAACGCAUACUGCCUCGUCAUUGGCAUGAUUGCAAAGCACUGCGACCUUGACAACUGCCCGGGACCGUUCAAGAAGAAAUUCCCCAAAUGGCCGGGGGGCUCAGUCGCAAGACUGGCUAUCGACACAUUGGCCCCGUUCACCGCCCCUUCGCAGCCCCUGGACAGUCGCAGACCAGCCCUCGACGCCAUCGGGUUGGCUUGCCAGUCCUGGCCGCGCAACUAUGUCAUCCCCAAGGUAUAUACGGCGUUCCAGCAGGUCUUUGACGAGCAGGUACCCAGCCUUGAGAAUGCGAUCCUGAGAUCAUUCAGAGAAUUCCUCAUUAUCGAGGAGAAGCGGUCCGAGACGGCAGGACAAGUCCCAUCAGGCAAGAAGAAGGAGUUGACAGUCAUGGGAGGAACCAGCUAUGAUGAUGUGGCCAGUGCCACUACGCAGAGAUUCCUCAAGGACAUCACGCGCAUUGCGCUCUCAAGCCAGGAUGAACAUGCGUUUCUCGCCAUGGAGGUCCUGGGAAGCAUCAACCGACAGGGUUUGACUCAUCCCAAGGAAACCGGCGUGACCCUGAUAACACUCGAAACGUCUUCGAACCGCAAGAUUGCCGAGUUGGCGUGGGAAGAGCACCGGUCUCUGCACGAGAAACACGAGACGGUGCUGGAACGAGAGUAUGUCAAGGCAGUUCAGUCCGCCUUUGCUUACCAGCGAGACGUUGUUGGGGAGCCACAUGGCGCUACCACGAACCCAUUCCAGUCCAAGUUGCACUACUUGAUGGAAACGCUCAAGAUAAGCAAGAUGAAGAACCGCCAGCGCUUCUUGGACAAGCUCUGCGGACAGGUGGACUUUGAACUGGCCAAACUGGACAUGUCAGGCGACAUCCCAACGCAGAUGGUCUAUGCACGAUUCAUCAUUGAGAAUCUGGCAUACUUCGAGUACCAAACGAUGGGAGAGCUGCAGACCACGGUCAACGCGAUGGAGAAGAUCCUAACCAGCACGGGUGCCCCGGUGGCUCAAGCCAUUGAGUCGGAAGUGUUCAACGUCCGGAUGGAUGUUGACCAGCCACCGGCGGCUCCAGAUGGACCCCCUGGGUUUUCUACAGCGGAUUCCAUUUCGGUCUCGGCACCUGUUGACGGCCAACCAUCAGUCGCACCAGCGCCAGCAUUUGCGUUGACAGUCGAGCCAGCCCGUCUUCGACAGCUUACAACAGCGGCAAUUAUCCUGUUGUCCAUGUGGGAGGUGCGAACAUUUAUUCGUCGCCUUUUCGGCAUGGGCCUCAAGCGACAGGACACCAAGGUCAAGGCACUGGCCAAAGAUCUGAACAAGUCUCCCGUCAAGGUGCAAGGUGUGCAUGGAGACAAGGUCUGGGACGAGAUCGAGUCUCUGAUGAAGGGCCUCCAGGACCAAGAGCACAUGAUCAAAACAUGCUCGGCGUUUGUGGAGCUCCUCAACGUUGACAAAGACCUGAAGGUGGCAGAAGACGCUGGCGAGAUGGACCUGGAGCCGGCGACUCCCAGUGCGGACGAGGACGAGGAGGGCGAUGUAAUGGCGGAUAGAGGACGUAAGCGGAAGGGCGGGUCGACACCAGGAGGACGCAAGAAACGGGCGCGGUCGAGCUCACAGCCUCGAAAACGGGGCCGACCUCGCAAGAACCGAGAGAGCGUCGAGCACGAUGUUGAAGCGGACCUUGACGGGGACUGGUUUUAA
This is a messenger RNA of Fusarium keratoplasticum, 5607 nucleotides long. RefSeq names its product Sister chromatid cohesion protein. The coding region runs from base 1 to 5607 and encodes 1868 amino acids. Gene Ontology annotation, biological process: replication-born double-strand break repair via sister chromatid exchange; establishment of protein localization to chromatin; regulation of gene expression. Gene Ontology annotation, molecular function: chromatin binding. The record is from RefSeq and is a predicted model, not a curated record. NCBI's taxonomy places the organism in Eukaryota, Fungi, Ascomycota, Sordariomycetes, Hypocreales, Nectriaceae. The transcript has 3 exons. Gene Ontology annotation, cellular component: Scc2-Scc4 cohesin loading complex.